AUGACAGCAACGCCGACCGAACCCUACUUUUAUCGGCUCAGCAUUCAGUCUGUGAACGUCGGACCACUAGUCUCUGUCAUAAUUGAUAGCCAAUGGGUCGUACAUUACCGGUGCCCGUGGCCUGUGAGCGACGGCUGUUCGUGUUUUUUCAAGCGGAGUAUCCGACGUAAAGUCAACUAUCGGUGCAUAACCGGCACAAAUGAGUGCGUUAUAGACAAAGCCCGUCGCAAUUGGUGUCCCUCGUGUCGGCUCCAGAAGUGUUUUCGUGUGAAUAUGAAUCGCUAUGCGGUUCAGGAAGAGAGGGGUCCGCGAAAAGUGAAAAAGUCAGUCACAAAGCAACUGAAUCUGCAGCUCAUGAAAGCCAUACACCGCUCACAACACGACCACAAAUGCGUGGCUAAGGCUCCGGUCAUUAGUAUUGAGGCGAUUAAUAUGUGUAAAGCGGAACAGAGGACAGCCGUACCGGCGGUCAGCCCACGCACACCACCGUCGACGACAGCAGCCCCUACAUCUCAGCUACAGCUAAACCCCGUUCACAGGGAGCUAUCGGUUCAGACUAACGGUCCGACAAAUCCUUUCCAUUACAUUAAUCCGCAGCUAAUGAUCGGGUCGGAAGUCAGUUAUAAUGAGUCCAAACUCAGGUCAUUAAGACUGUCGUCAGAGCUCAUAGACCUACGUCUGGCCGCUUCACGAUAUGCCAGCGCUUUCUCCACAUUCCGGCCCUUCAGAGGUCACGACCUAUCGCUGUCCCCAUUGCAUACCUCAGCCAUGGCUGGCCAACAGCUGAUGCCAGCGCUCGGACACAAGUUUUACGAGCACCUAAUGCCCGGGUAUGACACCCGUGCGCUACUAAUGCUGCCCACAAUGUCUAACAUGUUGGGCACCGGCACCACAAACGGCACCAAUUCAUUGACGUCCAGUUGGGUGUUGUCUAAUCUGUGUUGUGAGAAAAAAGUCUCGCAACCGAUGGAUAAGGACUAG
Oppiella nova is the source of this 981-nucleotide messenger RNA. The record is from the annotation of a GenBank genome assembly. Lineage: Eukaryota; Metazoa; Arthropoda; Arachnida; Sarcoptiformes; Oppiidae.